Struthio camelus australis is the source of this 966-nucleotide messenger RNA. Lineage: Eukaryota; Metazoa; Chordata; Aves; Struthioniformes; Struthionidae. The record is from RefSeq and is a predicted model, not a curated record.
AUGGCGCAGGAGGAAAGCAGGACUCGGAGGAGCCGCUGGGAGCAGCCAGGGAAGCUGGGUGCCCCGAGGGAGCGGAGCCGCAGCGAGUGGGCGGCCCGAGAGACAGCGCCAAGCUGGGAGAGGGAGUGGGAAGGAACCAAAGGUAUCGGUGAAGAAAGACAGGGAGAAGCUGGGAGUGGCGGGGGAUGUGGGAGGCAAGGAGACAGGAGCCCACCGCAUGGGGAAGGAGCCUGGCUGCCCAGCGAUGGGUUUGUGGGCUGCCUCGCCGAAGGAGGAGCAGCCCCAAGGAUGCCGCUUGGUGGCUACGGGAGCAGGGAUGGAUCAAGCCGUUCCUAUGUCCCCAGCCUGGUCCCCGUUCGCUCCUUCGCGUGGUCCGGGUGCCGCGCGCAGCUUCCCACAAUGCUGUUUGCAGGGCCCCGCGUGGCCGUCAAGCGCCCCGCCGCCACCGUCAGGUCGAAAAUCAAGUUCACCACUGGCACCUGCAACGACGCUGCGAUGCAUAGCUGUGAGCUGUGCGGCAAAGGCUUUCGUCUGCAGCGCAUGCUCAACCGUCACAUCAAGUGUCACAGCCAGGUGAAGAGACACUUGUGCACGUUCUGCGGGAAAGGCUUCAACGACACCUUUGAUCUGAAAAGACAUGUCCGGACCCAUACUGGAAUUCGUCCUUACAAAUGUGAGGUUUGCAACAAAGCAUUUACCCAGCGGUGUUCUCUAGAGUCCCAUCUUAAGAAGAUCCACGGAGUGCAGCAACAAUAUGCCUACAAACAGAGGCGAGAUAAACUCUAUGUGUGCGAAGAUUGUGGCUACACGGGCCCCACGCAGGAGGACUUAUAUCUGCAUGUUAGUAAUGUUCACCCCGGAAGUGCUUUCCUGAAAAAGACCUCAAAAAAACUUGCAGCAGUUUUGCAAAACAAACUGAGCCCUGUCCUUCAGAGGAACUCCAAAGAAGACGACAAAGAUGAAUAA